AUGACCCCAAUAUUCAGCAUCUUCGCUCUCGUGGCAUCCUUCACCUUCGUUGCGGGCCUCCCGAGCGGUGAACCCCAAAGUCUACCAUCCAUCUUCGAGCGCCAAGGUGCUGGCCGACGUUCCACGGAGCUCGUUGGUAACGGCAACCCGCACCAGAACUUCAAGAAUGUGCAGAUUACCGGCACACUAAGAUGUGACUCAGCAGAGACCUGCACAAAAGUCCACGCCGAGGGAGAGAGCGUCAAUGUGGGAUUCGAAGCUGGCGUCACGCCAGUGUCCUGGAUCAAUGGCGGCUUCUCCGUGUCUAAGAGCUUCAGCACCGAGCAGGCAUCCGAGUGUCAGGCAGUCAGAGGGCAAGCUGUCUGCGUCUGGCAGCGAAUCGCGUACACUGCUUACACCGUCCGAAAUGUUCGAUGCUCGACGAAUGGUUGCUUCAAAGACGGCGAACCAUACGUGAUCAAAUCUCCCAACAAGGGUCAAACAGAAGACUACUGCGUCGUCAACGCAUGCCGCGGUAUUGGCCAAGGCUACUGGGAGAAAACCUCUAUUGCAGGCGGUCCAUAA
Cercospora beticola is the source of this 564-nucleotide messenger RNA. RefSeq lists its product as uncharacterized. The record is from RefSeq and is a predicted model, not a curated record. NCBI's taxonomy places the organism in Eukaryota, Fungi, Ascomycota, Dothideomycetes, Mycosphaerellales, Mycosphaerellaceae.